Molecule: messenger RNA, 1817 nt
Organism: Amblyraja radiata (thorny skate)
Lineage: Eukaryota; Metazoa; Chordata; Chondrichthyes; Rajiformes; Rajidae
Gene: smu1a
Product: SMU1 DNA replication regulator and spliceosomal factor a
Exons: 12
Coding region: 104-1645 (513 amino acids)
Biological process (GO): mRNA splicing, via spliceosome
Molecular function (GO): protein binding
Source: RefSeq, a predicted model, not a curated record
GCUCACAGCGGAAGCAGAUCAGCGGCCUGCGGAGCGGCCUCGGCGUCGAGUUGCUUCAGGUCGGCGGCGGCGGCGGCGAGGAGCGGGGGCUGACGCUGACGGCAUGUCUAUUGAGAUCGAAUCGGCGGACGUUGUCCGUCUGAUCAUGCAGUAUUUGAAGGAGAAUAAUUUGCACCGGACUCUGGCAACUUUACAAGAGGAGACCACGGUCUCCCUGAACACAGUGGAUAGCAUAGAGAGUUUUGUUGCAGAUAUUAACAGUGGGCACUGGGACACUGUGUUGCAAGCCAUACAGUCACUGAAGCUGCCUGACAAAACUCUUAUCGAUUUAUAUGAGCAGGUGGUUUUAGAGUUGAUUGAACUUCGUGAGUUGGGUGCUGCCAGAUCCUUGCUCCGACAAACUGACCCCAUGAUUAUGCUAAAACAGACCACACCAGAGAGAUACAUUCAUCUGGAGAACCUGCUGGCAAGGUCCUACUUUGAUCCACGUGAGGCGUAUCCAGACGGCAGCAGCAAAGAGAAGCGGAGAGCAGCCAUUGCUCAGGCCUUGGCCGGCGAAGUCAGUGUGGUUCCCCCCUCGCGUCUCAUGGCUUUGUUGGGUCAGGCAUUAAAAUGGCAACAGCACCAGGGUCUGUUGCCUCCGGGUAUGACAAUUGAUUUGUUCAGAGGAAAAGCAGCUGUGAAAGACGUAGAAGAGGAGAAAUUUCCCACUCAACUCAGCAGGCACAUCAAGUUUGGCCAGAAGUCCCAUGUGGAGUGUGCCCGAUUCUCCCCAGAUGGCCAGUAUCUGGUUACAGGUUCAGUGGAUGGCUUUAUCGAAGUAUGGAACUUCACCACUGGCAAGAUUAGAAAGGAUUUGAAAUACCAGGCACAAGAUAACUUCAUGAUGAUGGAUGAUGCAGUCCUCUGCAUGUGCUUCAGUCGUGAUACUGAAAUGUUAGCAACAGGAGCACAGGAUGGAAAGAUUAAGGUGUGGAAAAUACAGAGCGGUCAGUGUCUACGUCGAUUUGAGCGUGCUCACAGUAAGGGAGUGACCUGCCUCAGCUUCUCAAAAGACAGCAGUCAGAUUCUCAGUGCAUCUUUUGAUCAAACAAUCCGGAUUCAUGGUCUGAAGUCUGGAAAAACGCUGAAGGAGUUCAGAGGUCACACAUCAUUUGUUAAUGAAGUGACAUUUACACAAGAUGGACAUUACAUUCUCAGUGCAUCCUCUGAUGGGAGUGUAAAGAUCUGGAACGUGAAGACCACAGAAUGUGCCAAUACCUUCAAGUCAUUGGGAAGUUCUGCCGGUACUGAUAUCACAGUGAACAGCGUGCAUCUAUUGCCAAAGAACCCUGAACAUUUUGUCGUGUGUAACCGAUCAAAUACGGUGGUCAUCAUGAACAUGCAAGGGCAGAUUGUGAGAAGCUUCAGUUCUGGUAAAAGAGAGGGAGGUGACUUUGUGUGUUGCUGCCUGUCUCCGCGUGGGGAAUGGAUCUACUGCGUCGGUGAAGAUUUUGUGCUUUACUGUUUCAGUACAGUGACUGGAAAGCUGGAGAGAACGUUGACGGUUCAUGAGAAAGAUGUUAUUGGAAUUGCUCAUCAUCCACACCAGAAUCUGAUUGGAACCUACAGUGAAGAUGGUCUCCUUAAACUGUGGAAGCCUUAAGUGCCUAUUGUACAUGUGCAGCUAUAAUUGUGAUUGUUUGAUACCCAUUUCAAUAGAGUUUCAGAAAGCUCUCCACAUUCCCCUGUAAACCAGACUGCUAGUUACAUGCAUUGUUUUUAUAGUGCUAUUAGUAUUGCUGUACCAAGGAAUAAAAUGCCAUCUCCGGCACUGA